UCUUUUCAUUGGAAAUUUUAUUCUAUAAUUAGGUGUUUAUUUUUAUGGUAUGAUGUCUUAUCAGAAUUCCAAGGUGAUGACAUCCUAAAGGCCAAAUUACUAAAAGUCCUAAUAACUCCUCACCUACCCCUCAUUAACUUAUAUUUAUAUUUUUGGCAAAGUAAUUUAAUCAAUUAUUUUUAUUGGCAAAGUAAUUUUUUUUUUUUUUUGGAAAAGUAAUUUUAUAUGUUAGUUACUUCUAAGUUCUAGUCAAUAGUUAUCUACCUUUUUACUGUUGAUACAAAUAAACACACUGAAUCAAUUGCUAUGCUAUAAAAGCUCUACAAACCUCUCAAAACAAAGAACAAAAGCUACAUUAUUUCUCUAUCUACUUUUCUUAGGUUAAUACUUAAUAAUUUGUUCAUUGGUGCAAUUCUUGCACUAGAGUUGUUCUAUUGUAGUUGUACGUGCAAAGCCUUCAAAAACAUGAAGAUUUUGAUGGCAUUUGGCUUCUUCUUACUCUUACAGCUUCAAGAUUCUUGUGACUCUACUUCUUCUCAUCAGUAUGUUAAGCAAGUUGAAUUUGGUAAAAAGAUUCAAGAAAAGUUAACUUCAAAGCCUAAACUUCAAUCAUUAAUUAAAGCCGAAGGAAGAGUGUUCUAUCCUCAAGGCUACGGUGCAGACCCAAAUGGAGUACAAGACAGCAGCGAUGCUAUUCUGAAAGCAAUAUUGGAUGCAUUCCAAGUGCAAAAGGGGAUUCAAUUAUUGCCUAGUAUCAAUGAUUUGGGAGGGGUUAUCAUUGAUUUCCAAGGUGGAAAUUAUAUGAUCACCAAACCCAUUUCAUUACCUCCUCUUGUUGGCAAUGUUGUGGUACAAGGAGGAACACUAAGAGCAUCAAACACAUUUCCACAAGACCGCCAUCUACUAGAACUAUCAUCUCAACCCUCUAAAACCAUCCUUAUAAACUCCACCACCAACACUCAAUUCCAAAUCUCCGGUAUCCAAUACGAAGACAUAACCUUCCGUGACAUACUCUUCGACUCCAACUUCCGAGGUGGAGGUCUAAUCAUCAUCGACUCAGCUCGUAUUCGAGUCACAAACUGCUACUUUCUCCACUUCACAACCCAAGGCAUACUAGUCCAAGGUGGCCAUGAAACCUUCAUUUCCAACACCUUUCUUGGACAGCAUGAAACCGUGGGUAGUCACCCUAGUGAGAGCCAGUUUACAGGCACCGCUAUCGACAUUGGCAGCAACGACAAUGCCAUCACUGAUGUCGUAGUGUUUUCAGCUGCUGUGGGGAUUACUCUAAGAGGCCAAGCCAAUAUCAUCACUGGUACUCAUUUAUACAACAAGGCUACAUUUUUUGGUGGGGUGGGUAUUUUGGUGAAAUUACCUGGUUUAUCACAAACUAGGAUAGAUAAUUGCUACUUAGAUUACAACUCUAUUGUCAUGGAAGAUCCUGUUCAAGUGCACAUUACUAAUGGCUUCUUCCUAGGGGAUGGAAAUGUGGUGGUGAAAUCGGCUCAUGGUCGAAUUUCGGGGCUAAACAUCUUAAACAACAUGUUUUGUGGUGAUCCAAAGAAUAUGAAGGCUAUAGUAGAAUUAGAUGGAGUGUUUAACAAGGUUGAUCAAGUGGUUAUUGAUCAUAAUAAUGUUAUGGGAAUGCAGUUGAAAUCAACAGUGGGGAAAUUAAGCAUAAAGGGAGUUCAUGCUACUAAAUGGGAAGCUGAUUUUUCUAACAUGUUGGUUUUUCCUGAUAAAAUAGCUCAUUUUCAAUAUUCUAUUUAUAGUAAGGGAGGAGUGUUUUAUGUUCAUGGAGUUACUAAUGUCACAAAAAAUGUGGUUACUAUUGAGACUGAUAAGCCUAUUGAUGGGGUGGUGUCUGUGCAAGUUGAUCAGUAUAAUGAAGUAGGAGACUGGUGAGGGGAUUGAUUAGUUGAAAUAGG
Messenger RNA from Beta vulgaris subsp. vulgaris (sugar beet), 1925 nucleotides. RefSeq names its product polygalacturonase QRT3. NCBI's taxonomy places the organism in Eukaryota, Viridiplantae, Streptophyta, Magnoliopsida, Caryophyllales, Amaranthaceae. The transcript has 3 exons. The coding region runs from base 466 to 1902 and encodes 478 amino acids. Gene Ontology annotation, molecular function: polygalacturonase activity. The record is from RefSeq and is a predicted model, not a curated record.